AUGUUUCAUUUCUCAAUUAAACAUAUUUUUAAAUUCACUCGAACUCCAUCAAGAUUUCUUGUGACACACUCUGUUCGAGCAGUACAUAAGCAAAAUAAUAUACUGCAUGGUAAACCAAUAGCUGAACGUAUUUUAAACAGAUGUAAACAUGAAUGUGAACAAUUCAAUGAACAAUAUCACCGUCGUCCAAAACUAGUCGCUAUUCUUGUUGGUGGCAAUGAAUCUAGUAAACUUUACAUACGAAAUAAACAACGCAUCGCCGAACACGUCGGCAUUGAAUUUCAAGCUAUUAAUCAUUUAAUGCAUAUAGCACCGUCAAAUUUAAUUGAUACAAUCAAUCGAUUGAAUAAUGAUGAUACUGUUGAUGGAAUUAUUCUUCAGUUACCAUUACCAUUACAUCUUGUUGAUAGAACCGAAGAAUUUAUUGACACUAUUCGAUCAAAUAAAGAUGUUGAUGGUCAUACCACAUCAAAUUAUAAUUCAUAUCGACAAACAUCAAUACCACCGAUAACGAUACCGGUCGUAGCUGCAGUUAGAGAAAUUUUACUGGAAAUAAAUGAACCAUUGCAAGGAAAAGAUGUUGUUGUUAUUGGACGUUCAAAAUAUGUUGGUACACCAUUGGCACUUAUGCUUAGUCAAGCGACGACGGAUUCGAAAAGUAGUUUAAUAAGUGGAGCGACCGUAACGAUUUGUCAUCGUGAUACGCAUCUAAAUAAUUUAACAUGGCAUUGUAAAAAUGCAGAUCUUGUUAUAUCAGCAGUUGGUCGUGCAAAGCUGGUACAACAUUGUAUGAUUAAAGAAGGUGCUGUUGUUAUUGAUGUGGGUAUAUCAAAGAGUUGGACUGAUAAAGCUGUCGCGAAUAAAAAAUGUUUUGUUGGUGAUGUUGAUUUUGAUGAAGUAAAACGUGUUGCUCGAUGGAUAACUCCAGUUCCCGGUGGUGUCGGUCCAAUCACGGUGGCAUGUCUAGUAUCGAAUCUACUUGAAUUAGCUCGACAGCGACAAAAAAACAAAUAG
Molecule: messenger RNA, 1014 nt
Organism: Rotaria socialis
Lineage: Eukaryota; Metazoa; Rotifera; Eurotatoria; Philodinida; Philodinidae
Source: the annotation of a GenBank genome assembly